UUAAAAUUCUUUUCUGACAGAUAGAAUAGCUUCUUUUUCUUUUGCUCAGCAGGUAUUAUAGCUUCUAACUAAAAAUGUGAAUCCUUUUGGAUUAUGUAUAUCAAAUAAAUUUUGUAACCACAUUUGUUUCAAUUUUGAGGGCACUGGUGCAGCCUCAAAUAUUUAGGAAGCUACGAGCUUAUCUGACCUCAAUGUGGAACCCCAGAAAUAAAGGAGGAUAUCCCAGACGAAUAUCUGCAAAAGCCAGGGGGUCCUCUGUACAGGAAAACAAUUCAGUGCAUGAAGAUGAAGCUUCUAUGAGUGAUGAAGAUAUUACUAUCAUAAAGGAUCUUUUGGAUGCAGUGGUUCAUUUUGACAUCUUAUUAGAUCGGAGAAAACAUACCAAUUUUCUUGAUAAUCUUGGAAGAAGUUCGGAGAUGGAACCAAAACUGAAGGUUGUGCAGGAUGCUGGAAUUGUGCUGGUAUCUCUUGUUUGCAAGGAGGCACUUGAGAGGGAGCCAUUCAUAUCAAUUUCUGCAGUUAUGUUCCAGGGAUGGAGGUUACUUUAUCUAGCUGAUUAAAAUGUU
Messenger RNA from Durio zibethinus, 566 nucleotides. Lineage: Eukaryota; Viridiplantae; Streptophyta; Magnoliopsida; Malvales; Malvaceae. The record is from RefSeq and is a predicted model, not a curated record.